Capronia coronata CBS 617.96 is the source of this 951-nucleotide messenger RNA. RefSeq lists its product as uncharacterized. The record is from RefSeq and is a predicted model, not a curated record. The transcript has 2 exons. The coding region runs from base 1 to 951 and encodes 316 amino acids. Lineage: Eukaryota; Fungi; Ascomycota; Eurotiomycetes; Chaetothyriales; Herpotrichiellaceae.
AUGGGUGUCAUUGACCCUCUCACCGACUUCGACUGGGCGAAUACAGAGCCCGACCGGAUCUACAAGUUCAACGACACAUACCAUCUAACCAUGGGGUUAAGGAACACCACAAUCAACACCAUCGUCCACAUGGACCAACAAUACCUUGAACGGAUGGUCGAACGGGAAAGCAUCAUCAACAAAUACCCCGGGGCCUUGGACUGCUUACCCUCCGCUCGUCCCAUGGUCGACGAGCUUUACAGCUACUUAGUGACCGAAUACCUACCGAAAAGAUUCCCCACCAUGUUUCGCUUGUCGCCUUCUACUGAAUCACUGCAAAACCUCGUCAAAGACGAGCACUUACCACUGGACCCGCCGUCCGACGUGCAGAAAACACUUCGUCUCAUGAGUCUCAACGUUGACGAGGACUUCCUCAUGCUCCUCCCGUCCCCGGACGGAGACGGUCACUCCCUGCAGGCUUUUGUGUGGUGCUACCCAGUAGGAUUCGACCCACAAGCCAAAAAGGGUCUAAAACUCCGCGAAGCGCAUGCCCCGGUCCCGUCGUACGGAAAGGUCCUGGAAACCUCAAUGGACCGAUACUUUGCACGUCUUCAACCAGGGAAAGUAGUGGAGCGGGUGAACUGGGCCGUGGCCACCAAUUCCAGUCUCUGCGAGAGGGGCGAGUACCAUCUGUACUCUGACGACCAGGUGUCGACCGCAACGGACAUUGACCUGGAUGACACGUGGGUGAGAUGCGAACUGCAGACGUUGUUCGCGUUGCCAAAGACCGGUGGCAGGAUCUUGAGUGUGCAUCUGUACCUCUACCCAAUCAAGGAGAUCAAGGCUGUCGGUCUGGCCGAGGAAAUGUGCCGUGCCAUCGAUGGCUAUGGUAAGGGCAACGCUGGUGGCUUCAGCCGGUAUAAGCGUGUUCCUGUGUGGGGCGAGACUGUCAAGGCAUUUCUGCGAAGUUGA